CUCAUUUUUACAACACCCGGACAGACUCAUUGUCUCAAUCCGUCUCGAUUCUGUCCAUCUUCAUUCUUUUAUUCUUUUUUAUCUGCAAUCUUUUAUUCAUUAACAACUGAACUAUCGAGCAAGCGGACAGAGUUUCUACUCAGAUACAAAGAUAUUACCUUUUCAUCAUGUCUUCCGCAACAACACACGGUCUAACCAGGCGUAGAGGCUCCCAUAUCCGACACCCUAGCCAAACCCACUUGGAGCCCGACUCUGAGCUACUACCUCAUCAACCGCAACAACAGCGCCAACAACAACACCAGGAACUAGACCUAGGGACGGAGCCUUCUUGUUGUAACAAACUCUUCCUCUUAAUCGCUAUUGUAACGUUUGUCACGUUCCUCACUUCUUCUGCACCAACCAUCUUCUCGGCUCAACAACCUCAGGAACCUUCUUCACGUCCUCAACAGACUCAGAGCUCACGCAAAGGCUUAGUGGCCGUAAUUCAUCCUCAGGAUAAACGCGUGGGUGUAGUCACCAAGGUCGACUCUCAGUCUGCAGCCCUCUUUCCAACAACCCAUUUAGGGAAUAACAAUGACAAAUUCAACCCCGAUGAUCCCUUACCUAUCCAUCCAACACCCCCUCUCUCUUUCUCUCCUUCUUCAUCUUCUCAAACAAAGGCAACGGAGAGUUGGCAAGCGCAAAGGCAAGAACAGGACCAUGCUCAGAUGGUCUAUUCUCCAGUCCAGGGUCUCACAAUCAUGCCUCUUGUUCUCCAGCUUGCAAAGAAGGGCUUCGAUGUGAAGCUCUGGCUAAUUAAAAAAGCUUAUCGAUCCGUCGCCUUUGUAGUUGCAAAACCAGUACGCAUCACCGUUGACAUAGUAGAGACUCCCUUCACCGUCACUCGUGACAUCUGGAAUGCAUUCUUGCCUCUGUAUUCAUUUUUCACAAUUGCUGCCUUGAUUGGAAUUGUCAUAGGAGGGAUCGCGGUUUGGAUCGCCCAUGCAUUGAUCUCUGCUGUUGGAGCAGACCAAGACCCUCAGACCCAAAUCAUCCACAUCCGGUCCAAGGGACCACCACGUCUGGGCUCUCUGGAUCAAGAAUUGACCUAUAGGAGCAAAAGACCAUCCCGUCCCAAGCUACAUACCUCUCCUUCAUCUUCUUUUUCUUCAGCGACAGAAUCAACCAUCUUGUCCUCAACUGCGCCCUCCCCACAGCCACAGGCUAGUUCCAAUCUCUCUCCCGUUCCUGAUAAGCUUCAUUCAACCCGUCAUCGAUCAAAGUCUAAACCGGCACGUUCUGGAUGGACACACAUUACCAAUUCUUCCAAGGCCCGUGCGAUCCUAACCGAUAAUGAUGAUGACGACGAUGAUGAUGAAGAUGCCACUUGGGACCAUGUCUAAAGAACCCUCUUUCUCUCUCUCUCUCUCUCUCUCUCUCUCUCUCUCUCUCUCUCUCU
Lobosporangium transversale is the source of this 1438-nucleotide messenger RNA. RefSeq lists its product as hypothetical. The record is from RefSeq and is a predicted model, not a curated record. Lineage: Eukaryota; Fungi; Mortierellomycota; Mortierellomycetes; Mortierellales; Mortierellaceae. Bases 168 to 1382 code for a protein of 404 amino acids. The transcript has 2 exons.